AAGGGUUGCUUUAUGAGGCCUCGUGGGCUCAUCUAUUCCCUCGUUCUCUCUACUGUGCCCACGAGGGCCUGGGAGUCAAUUCUCAAUGUGCCGAGUCGGAAGGGUUUGCUGCCCGCGGCGGGCGGUGGUCAGGAUCCACAAGAGCAGUUUAUGUUGUGCCGUAGACGGCGAGCAGGAAGUGUCGUAGCCCUUGGUUCGUGGUCAGAAGAGGUAUGCCGAGGGACGGGUCAGUUGCGGAGUAGAGCUGAUUGCCAUGCUCAAGGCCACUGGCACCGCAGUGUCCAUAUAUGGUUUUAUAACCCGGACGAAAGGGAAGUUUUGGUGCAGAGGAGGAGCCUUCUCAAAGAUACGAAUCCUGGUCGAUGGGAUGUAUCCGUUGGUGGUCACGUGGCGGGCUACGAUGAUGUGAUGGCAUCAGCAGUGAGGGAAGUCCGAGAGGAGCUGGGCGUGUCUGUCAAGCCUUCAGACCUUGAGGAGGUCGGCGUGGUAGCCACCGAGGCCCGAGGGCCUGGAUAUAUAGAUCGGGAACUCAAGCACAUAGCGAUAUACCCCUGGCGAGGUCGUCUGCAGCAGCUACAACUCGACCCAGCAGAAGUUACUGAGGCGGAGUGGAUGCCGUGGGUGGAGGUUCAUCGGAGGCUCAUACGAGGCGAUAGAGAAUUCGUGGCAUUUAAUCGUGAGUAUAUCGACCUUCUGAACCAUGUACUGUUGCAACGAUUUCAUUCCUUUCAUUAGC
Perkinsus marinus ATCC 50983 is the source of this 736-nucleotide messenger RNA. RefSeq lists its product as hypothetical. Gene Ontology annotation, cellular component: cytoplasm. The transcript has 5 exons. Lineage: Eukaryota; Perkinsozoa; Perkinsida; Perkinsidae. The record is from RefSeq and is a predicted model, not a curated record. Bases 13 to 735 code for a protein of 240 amino acids. Gene Ontology annotation, molecular function: isopentenyl-diphosphate delta-isomerase activity. Gene Ontology annotation, biological process: isopentenyl diphosphate biosynthetic process.